AAUAGUAAGCUCUGUAUUGUUUCAAAAAUGAAUAUUUAUUAAGCAAUUACUUCAACGAUAUUUGUGUUAUAUAUGAGGCUAGCUUCGCAUAUGUAGCAUUAGCCUGUAAGAUUCUCACUGGAUUUUGAACUAGGAGACAAAGAUGACCUCAAAAGCAAAAGUGGGAAAGGUGGGCACCAAAAGCAAAGAAGAUGCUCCUCAUGAGCUGGAGAGUCAGUUUGUUUUACGGCUUCCUCAGGAAUACGCCUCUACGGUCAGGCGGAUUGCCCAGUCUAGCAGCAUGAAUAUGAAAGAUAGACUUACAAUAGAGUUGCAUGCUGAUGGACGCCAUGGGAUUGUUCGAGUGGAUCGUGUUCCAUUAGCAUGUAAAUUAGUGGAUUUACCCUGCAUCCUGGAGUCUUUAAAAACUGUUGACAAAAAGACCUUCUAUAAGACAGCCGAUAUCUGUCAGAUGCUGGUAUGCACACUAGAUGGAGAUCUAUACCCCCCUCUAGAGGAGCCCACGGGUACUGCUGACUCCAAAACCAAAAAGAAAGACAAGGAUAAAGACAAGAAAUUUGUUUGGAAUCACGGCAUUACACUUCCUCUAAAGAACACAAGGAAGAGGCGGUUCAGGAAGACAGCGAAGAAGAAGUACAUUGAGUCUCCUGAUGUGGAAAAAGAGGUGAAGAGACUCUUGAGCACAGAUGCAGAAGCCGUCAGCGUUCGAUGGGAGGUGAUUGCUGAAGAUGAAUCUAAAGAACCUGACAACAGCUUAUCUCUUUCCAAUCUGGAGUCUUCACCCGGAACCUCUGGACACAAGGGUCACGGCUCUUCAGUCCAACAUGACGAGCUUCGCGAGAUCUUCAAUGACAUCAGCAGCAGCAGCGAGGAUGAGGACGAAGAGGGCGAUCGACAUGACGAUGAAGAUCUAAACAUCAUGGACACUGAAGAUGACAUGGUCAGGCAGCUCCACGAGAAACUGAACGAGUCGGACGGAGGCAGAGAUGAGAAUGACCGGAACAGUCAGAUCGUAAUGGAGUACCAGAUGCAGAUCAACAAUUUGAAGGCCAAGCUCCAGGAAACACGUGCCCGCAAGAAGCAACAGGAGAAACUGAUCAUGGAGGUGGAAAAUCAAGCCCUGAGGGAUCGCUUCCAGGGACUUUUGAAUGGUAUGAAUCGUCAAGAGGAGCAAGAGAUGGAACAGCUGGCUUCCCUUCAAGAGCAGCUGGACUCGCUGAUCGAGAAGUGAUGCUCACCAUUACCAAGAUUCUGCAAUACAAACACACUGACCAGAGGUGACUGCUGAAUACGUACACACGUCUGACUUCUUGUAUUAGCUGAAUUUGAGUUGUCUAAAUAUGUGACUGGCCAUCUGGCCUCAUCAUACAGUGGAUUCGAAGGAUCAAUAAUGCAUUUGUACUUUCCUUUGACCUUUUUUAGUAACUUGUUCCAAUAAAUUCCCAUUUGAAAUAAA
Molecule: messenger RNA, 1456 nt
Organism: Danio aesculapii
Lineage: Eukaryota; Metazoa; Chordata; Actinopteri; Cypriniformes; Danionidae
Gene: taf7
Product: TAF7 RNA polymerase II, TATA box binding protein (TBP)-associated factor
Exons: 13
Coding region: 143-1231 (362 amino acids)
Biological process (GO): RNA polymerase II preinitiation complex assembly; transcription initiation at RNA polymerase II promoter
Cellular component (GO): transcription factor TFIID complex
Molecular function (GO): RNA polymerase II general transcription initiation factor activity
Source: RefSeq, a predicted model, not a curated record